Molecule: messenger RNA, 1703 nt
Organism: Capsella rubella
Lineage: Eukaryota; Viridiplantae; Streptophyta; Magnoliopsida; Brassicales; Brassicaceae
Exons: 1
Coding region: 84-1559 (491 amino acids)
Source: RefSeq, a predicted model, not a curated record
UGGGCCAACUAAAAAUAUUAAUGGGCCUUUUGCCGCUUUGAAAUCUCCCUCUCCCUCUCUCCUUGUUGCUUCUGUCUUCAUCGAUGGAUCAACCAACACCAGAUCGGAGCAAGCGACAAUGGAAAUUCUCGACGUUCGUCUACUUUUCAUCGAUCUUAUUCCUUCUUCUUUCCAUAUUCGUACUCGACUUCACUACGACUGAUCUCUACAAAUUCCAAAGUCUGAGAUUCACCUUCACAGCGAACCGCAUCUAUAGCUAUCUUCAAUUUCUUCUAGGGUUCUACAACGGAACUCCCGAUUCCAAUUCCGAAACGGUGAACCCAGGUUCUUCUACGUCCCAUUGCGUGUUAUGGAUGGCACCUUUCCUCUCGAGUGGUGGUUAUAGCUCAGAAGCUUGGUCUUACAUUUUGUCACUUCGUCGAAAUCUCACACACCCGAGAUUUCGAAUCACCAUCGAGCACCAUGGCGAUCUGGAAUCGGUGGAGUUUUGGAAUGGUUUAGCUAAGGAGACUAAAGAGCUAGCGGUGGAGUUGUACAGAACACAGUGUAGACCCAAUGAGACGAUCGUUGUUUGUCAUAGCGAGCCUGGCGCUUGGUAUCCACCAUUGUUCGAGACUCUUCCUUGUCCUCCCACUGGUUACGAAGAUUUCUUAUCUGUGAUUGGUAGAACAAUGUUUGAGACUGAUAGAGUCAAUCCAGAGCAUGUAGAGCGAUGUAACCAGAUGGAUCAUGUUUGGGUUCCUACUGAGUUUCAUGUCUCUUCUUUCGUACAAAGUGGGGUUGAUUCUUCUAAGGUUGUCAAGAUUGUGCAGCCUAUUGAUGUUGCCUUCUUCGAUCCGUCAAAGUAUGAGCCUUUGGAUCUGAUGGCGAUUGGGGAUUUGGUUUUGGGUUCCAAGAUGAAGAACUCGGGUUUGGGGUUUGUGUUCUUGAGUGUGUUUAAGUGGGAGCAGAGAAAAGGUUGGGAUGUGUUGUUGAAAGCUUACCUGAGAGAGUUCUCUGGUAAAGAAAGUGUUGCUCUGUUUUUGUUGACAAACGCAUAUCACUCGGAUAGUGAUUUCGGGAACAAGAUUCUAGAUUUCGUAGAAGAACUGAAUAUAGAAGAGCCUAGAAAUGGUUACCCUUUUGUGUAUGUGAUUGACAAACACGUAGCUCAAGUUGAUUUGCCUCGGUUGUACAAAGCGGCUGAUGCGUUUGUCUUGCCUACAAGAGGCGAAGGAUGGGGACGACCGAUAGUGGAAGCCAUGGCAAUGUCUUUGCCUGUGAUAGCAACAAACUGGUCAGGACCAACAGAGUAUCUGACAGAGCAGAAUGGUUACCCGUUGGUGGUUGAGGAGAUGAGUGAAGUAGAGGAAGGUCCUUUUGAAGGGCAUCAAUGGGCAGAGCCAUCUGUCGAUAAGCUUAGGGUUCUAAUGAGGCAUGUAAUGAGUAAUCCAGAUGAGGCUAAGGUUAAAGGAAAGCGUGGAAGAGAUGACAUGAUGCAGAAGUUUGCUCCUGAAGUUGUUGCUAAGGUUGUUGCAGAUCAAAUCGAGAGGAUCUUUGAUGAGAAAAUAAGAACAUGAAAGAUUUCACACUUUGCUUAGAUCAACUAAGAAAAUGAGAGGGAACAGCAUUGUAUUUUUAGUCAUGGGUUGUUGAUAAAAAAGCAAAUAUUGUCAAGAAGAGCUUAUUCUCUAGUUUCUUAUCAAAAAAGAACUUAGAAACAA